AUGUUGGUCUCUAGCCUGGACAUCCAGGGUUUGGGUUCGAUACACUGCUACUGUACUAAGCUGUACAUUCUUGUGUAUUUCCAGAGUGGGGAAGCUGGUGGAUUCUAGCCUGGACAUCCAGGCCAUCCAGCUUCCCCCGCUGCAGUACCAACACGAGAGACGCUCCCACGACUGGACCAUGGACGACACCAGCAGCUACAGCGGCAUGACGGACGUCACCGACUUCACUGACAGCGGCACGCUCAUCUCCGAGGACUGCUCUAACAUCAAGCUCAACACCGGGGCCAGACUGUACAUGCAGCAGUUCUAUGCCAUGUUCCUGAAGCGGGCGCUCUAUAGCUGGAGGAACUGGAAGGUGAUUGUGGCCCAGUUCCUGGUGCCCCUGGUGUUCACCGUGCUGGCCCUGGUGGUGGCAAAGACCCUCCCCGGGCGCCACGACUCACCGCAGCUGAGGCUGGCACUGGGCCGCUACGGCCCCACCACCGUGCCCGUGGCCCUGGAGCCCGGCAAGGGACCGCUGGCAAUUGCCCUGGCACAGGUGUAUUCUUCACAAUUGGCCGCCCAGGAAGCCCAGGACGUCAAUAUUAGGGACUUCACGGAGUACGUGCUCACCAAGACCGAGGAGGAGGGCGGGGCAUUCAACGAGCGCUGCGUGGUGGGUGCAUCAUUCAGAGGCGGCACGGGGAAGUUUGCCGAGGUCACGGCCUACUUCAAUAACCAGGGCUACCACACGGCCGCUACAGCCCUGAUGAUGGUGGACAACACCCUGUUCAAAAUGCUGGCCGGGCCCAACGCAUCGAUUAUGACUGGAAACAUGCCCAUGCCCCGCAACGUCUCCGAGAGCGCCCAGAGUCAGCUGACGGAAGGUCAGACGGGCUUUGCCAUCGCCAUCAACCUGAUGUAUGGCAUGGCAUCCCUGUCCAGUACCUUUGCCCUGCUCCUGGUCACAGAGCGUUCACUCAAGUCCAAGCACGUACAGCAGGUCAGCGGCGUCUACCUCUCCAACUUCUGGUUCUCUGCACUGCUCUGGGACCUGGUCAACUUCUUCCUGCCCUGCAUGCUCAUGCUGGUGGUGUUCCGGGCGUUUGGGGUCAAGGCCUUCGUAGCAGACAACCACCUGGUUGACGUGUUAUUACUCCUGCUGCUAUAUGGCUGGGCCGUCAUCCCCCUCAUGUACCUGCUCAGCUUCCUGUUCUCCACCGCUGCCACCGCCUACACCCGCCUCACCAUCUUCAACAUCAUCAGCGGCACCGCCACCUUCCUCACCGUCACCAUCAUGACCAUCCCAGAGCUAUAUCUACAGGACCUGUCUCGUAACCUGGACAAGGUGUUCCUGCUCUUCCCUAACUACUGCCUGGGCAUGUCCUUCAGCCAGUUCUACCAGAACUACCAGUUCAUCACCUUCUGCACCCCCAACCCCGUGACCACGGCCUUCUGCCGUGCCUUCAACAUCACGUACCAGGAGAACUACUUCUCCAUGUCGGAGCCGGGGGUGGGGCGUUUCCUGGUGGCCCUGUCCCUGCAGGGUGUAGUCUUCAUCACCCUCCUCUUCAUCAUCGAGAUGCAGUGUGUCAAAACCCUCCGCCGCUUCCUCACCCACCUCGCCAGCAGACGUAAACAGUUGCCUCUGAUGGGGGAUGCGGCCCUACUGCCGGAGGACAGGGACGUAGCGGAGGAGAGGAAGAGGGUUCUGGAGUGUCAGCCCAUAGUAGAAUCUAUGGUGGGGAGCCCACUCAUUCUGCAGGACCUCAGCAAGGUAUACAGCAGUGGAGAAACAGUACUGGCGGUAGACAGACUCUCUCUAGCAGUGGGGAAAGGAGAGUGUUUUGGCCUGCUGGGUUUCAAUGGCGCAGGGAAGACCACCACCUUCAAGAUGCUCACCGGGGACGAGACUGUCACCUCUGGCGAUGCCUACAUUGACGGCUACAGCAUUCUGAGGGAUGUCAAGAAGGUACAGCAGCGGAUUGGCUAUUGCCCGCAGUUCGACGCUGUCCUGGAUCACAUGACAGGAAGAGAAACGCUGAGCAUGUAUGCUAGGCUCCGGGGGAUACCCGAGAAAUACGUGUCAGGCUGCGUGGAGAACGUGCUACGGUCCUUACUACUGGAGCCCCAUGCUGACAAACUGUGCCGCAGCUACAGUGGGGGCAAUAAGAGGAAGCUGAGUGCGGCUGUGGCUCUGAUUGGUGGACCCCCGGUCAUCUUCCUGGACGAGCCAUCCACUGGCAUGGACCCGGUUGCUAGGCGACUGCUGUGGGACGCUGUGACGCGCACCCGAGAGUCUGGAAAGGCCAUCAUCAUCACCUCUCACAGUAUGGAGGAAUGCGAGGCCCUGUGUACCCGGCUGGCUGUGAUGGUGAACGGUCAGUUUAAGUGUCUGGGCAGUCCCCAGCACCUGAAGAGUAAGUUUGGCAGCGGAUACACACUACUGGCUAAAGUACGAGUGCACAAGGAGGUGGAGGAUAGCGACCUGCAACUCUUCAAGGACUUCAUUGAGAGCACCUUCCCAGGAAGUCUACUAACAGAUGAACACCAGGGCAUGGUGCACUACCACUUAACUGACAAGACUCUUACCUGGGCACAGGUGUUUGGCACCCUAGAGGCAGCCAAAGAGAAGUACAACAUCGACGACUACGCUGUGAGCCAGAUCUCCUUGGAACAGGUGUUCCUCAGCUUCGCCCAGUUCCAGCACUGCAGCAGGAAAUAGAUACAGUGAGGGGGAGCUCCAUCUCGCUCUGUUUCUCUCUCUUUCUGUCUGUCCAUCCGUCGUGUGUAUCUCUCCACUCUGUGUGGCUGACCUGUGUACAUGGGCUCGACUAUGUGACGCGCCACUGAGCUCUGACCAGGUCUUGAUCUACAUACACACAGACAGACACUGUGCAGUGAUGGAGCAGAGUUUGAAUCCCUGGACACCCGGUCUUCAACGUGGCCGUGUUACCCCAGCUCCCUCUAACCCCGCUGGGCUUGGACCGCCAACCAGACUGGACCUGUUGAUCCAAGCCUGGGUCUUAACCAUCAACCACUCCUUUCUCUUCUGUUCAAUCAGUUAGUGUGUUGGACAUUUAGGUCAGUACAGAGGCAAGGUUAGGGUUAGGGAGUUCGGGGGGGGGUCUGCUAUACGACCAAGUAAGAAAUCUUAGAUGUUACCCCUUUUUUGUCUUUGACGUUUAAAGACCAUGUAUACAACUGGAUACCACUGGAUAUGAUGGUCUACUCUGUAUAAUACAACCCAGCCUUGUGAAUGUGUGACAGGCAGGGUUGUGAAUGUGUGACAGGCAGGGUUGUGAAUGUGUGACAGGCAGGGUUGUGAAUGUGUGACAGGCAGGGUUGUGAAUGUGUGACAGGCAGGGUUGUGAAUGUGUGACAGGCAGGGUUGUGAAUGUGUGACAGGCAGGGUUGUGAAUGUGUGACAGGCAGGGUUGUGAAUGUGUGACAGACCUUUUUGUGAACUUGUAUGCAGCUUUCUUUAUGAAUGAUUUUUGUCUCAUAUGAUUCUUACUGUGAUCCUAAACAAUUGUGCACAGUGGUUAUUGUUCGUGAAAUUAUUGAAAUAUACAAUGAAGCACUUCAAGUGAUGGAAUUGUAAAACAAAUCAACAAUUUUUUUUUCUUUAUUAGGGUAAAUGCCAUGCCAGGGUAAAUGCCAUGCCAGGGUAAAUGCCAUGCUAAUGCCAUGCCAGGGUAAAUGCCAUGCUAAUGCCAUGCCAGGGUAAAUGCUAUGCUCUAACGCUUGCUCAUCAUUUUUGGUCGGAUGUAAAUGAUUUAAUAGAUUAAUGGUACUGAAGCCACUUCCUGUAGGAAAUCAUUAGAUUGGUUUGCAGAAACAGUAGCUAACAAUUGCAUGUCUGAAAGAACAACAACCUCUCUGCACUGCAUUGCAUGGCACACAAAGUGUGCUUGGUAUUGAGAUGACCUCAGACCAUCAUCAAAAUUCCUAAUUGCAAGAUUCAGAAAGAAAAAACGUCUUGAAGGAUUUGGGCAUGUUGGACUGUGUGGUUUCUAUCCUUAGCAUUGUGUCCACUGACUGAAGCACAACUUCCCUUUCUACGGGCUACAGUAAGUUUGAUACAGUGUCAUAGUUACAGAAUCACUAUGUCAACCUGCUGAGGUACUGAUAUGUUAUUUGACUUUAAGGGAUAAGUCAAUGAUCUUGUGAAAUCCCUGAACUAUCCCUCUAAGUGAGGUAUUUUUUGGUUAGUUUACCCACACUAAUUUAACUGCAGCUUAAGCAUUUCAUGUUAACUUUAUUUGUUUGUGUGCUGUCCCUUUACUGCUGUCAAUUAUACUACUACAGUACUACAAUGUUAUUCCUGAAGGCUGAAACAAAAUGAUGUUUUUGCUUAUCAAUGUGUAGAUGCAUUACAGCUAUGGACCAAUGCACUGUUACGUCCUCUUAAUAUAGAGUUUAGAGUACUUUACUAUAGAGUAACACACCGUCCAGUCAACAAAUCAGGCACCUUUUCCCUCCAUUGGCUGUUUUGUUAUCUCAUUUGCAUACCCUUUCUUAAUGUAAUUGAAUGAAGAGGUUGAAUGAGAAUGUGAGGUUUAAAGACAAUAGCUUCCACAAGAAUGAAAGUAUUUCUGUAGAGACAGAGAAUUCCUGCGUCUUGUUCCAGCAUUCCAUUUAUACAUUUUUUUUGCUUUGUGGAAAAUGUUUAGGCCAAGUCCAAUAUUUAGUCCAAUUGUGUCUAGACAUGUUCACUCUCCUAUGUUCUCCGAAUGCUACCCUGGUUGAUGUGGUUAUGUAUCUAAACUAUCAACAGCAGUCAUGGGAGCAUAGUGUAAACGUCUUAAAGGGGUAGCUGACAUUUUUGUUGCUGUUUUCAGUUAAAAAAAAAGUAAACUGUCCUUUUUAAAAGAAUGUUUCUGAAAAUGGUUAACUUCUCAAUGCAACUGACUGUGAAACAGCCUCUCAUAAGGACCAUGAAGGAUCAACUCUGCCCCCCCACCCCCCUCAUAGCUCACUCAAUCUAGCAAGUUGACUUUUAUUUUAUUUUUUAAAAGCACUUUUGAAGUAAACCUCUGCAACAAUGGCUGUUUCUGGGAUGGUUGAACUUAAGCACUGCGUAGGAUAGUUGACAAACUGAUAGGCAAGUGGUUACAGACUUAAAUAGAGGCUGACGUUCAUGUUUGGAAGACACAAAAUAGGCCUUAUUGAUUAUACAGGGCUCUGUCCUGACAACUUAUGUUUUUGUUAUGUUUCUACAUAUUAUAGAUGCUAGUUCAUCUAUAUGGACAUGUCUUACAGCCAGUGAAAGAGAACUUGAAAACAUUGUGACGAUGAGGCAUAUGAUUAGGAUGAAAUACAAUGUAUCAUAUUUAAAAAGGGACUCUUCAUCAUUGUACUCAUAUGUACUGUAUCAUGGAACUAACCUUGUCUACUGUGUAAUUACUGCUAUUAUUUUUUAAAUUAAAUUUGCUUUAUGCAAAUUGGAACAAAAACAA
Molecule: messenger RNA, 5441 nt
Organism: Oncorhynchus keta (chum salmon)
Lineage: Eukaryota; Metazoa; Chordata; Actinopteri; Salmoniformes; Salmonidae
Product: phospholipid-transporting ATPase ABCA3-like
Exons: 14
Biological process (GO): transmembrane transport; lipid transport
Cellular component (GO): membrane; intracellular membrane-bounded organelle
Molecular function (GO): ABC-type transporter activity; lipid carrier activity; ATP hydrolysis activity
Source: RefSeq, a predicted model, not a curated record